CAAAGAGAUAACUUUCAUUGAUAUAUAUCUUCUAGUACUUCAAUAUUUUAGAUAUUCACACAGAGGAGACGUUAAAUAUUGAGUACGGCUUUUUCGAAAAAUUUUCAACUAAAACAUGAGUCAAGAAUAUGGGCAGGGUGAAGAUGUGGCUCCGACCAACACAGAGCCUUCAACUGCGCUAUCGUUUCGUCCGACUGUUCACCAUUCUACGAGUGUUCCCGAAUCCGUAACAUCUUGGCAGGAGUCCACAUUUGAAAGCUCUUACCAGGAGUCAGGGAAGGGAAAUGAUAAAUCACCAAGCGCAGUUACCUUUGCCAAAGAUGAUAACUCUAAAGAUAACUUUCAAAAGAUGAAGAACAGGAAACUUGGCGAACUAUUUGCUAGCACUGAAAUGCUGUUUAAUAGUGGAAGAGAAGAAAAUAAAAGAAUGAAAGCUGUCUUUGGGGUGUUUUCGGGUGUGGCUGUCGGAAGUCUGAUAUUCGUAUUGUUAUACUGUAAUUUUGAAUACAGUGGUAUUGUUGCAGGAACCGUCGCAUCUGUCAGUACUAUUUUCAUUUGUAUUGGGCUAGCUUUCUUUCCGACCUGUAGAUGUAUCAUGGCUCUAGUUUUUCCAAACUUUACAACUGGAAAAGGACGAACACUACUUCUUUCGGUUAUUUUUGCUGGUAUGUUAACUGGGCCGAUUCUAAACAUUACACACAAUGGUAAAGAAAUCGGAAACAGCAUGGCAUGUGUGAUUGACCUAAUUGCCAAUCAAUCAAGAAUAUUAUUACAGCAGUCAAAAGAGCCUAUAAGAGAUGUUGCCAAAUAUAUAGAGCAACAAAGACAGUCACUAGAAAACAUCCAGAACAGCAUGUUUGUUGACUUUAAGGAAUUGAGAGACGCCAUUGAUGCACUGGAGAAUGACUUUAAUGUCGUGGAUACAAGUAUGAACAAAAUCUAUGAGGAAUGCACCAGCCCACUAAAGACAGCUAAUGAAAAAUGUAUAAAACAGUGUAACAUACUGAUACUUCCUAAUCCAAAAGCGGAAUGCCUAACUUGGUGCAGGACGCUAACUGAUAUAUGCUCUCCAUUAAAGAUAAGUGACAACUUUGCUGGUGUUACAAAAGAUAUGAAAGACAUUAUUGGCCAAGCAGAAAAGUAUUUUAGCCCUGGAGUUAAAGUAGAUGGUAAUUUUGAAGACAAUGGAAAUAACUCGGGAGAAAUCAGUAUGGUACAACGACGAAUAGAUGAGAAGACUGAGUCAAGCGUUCUUACAAUAAAAACUAUCAUUACGACAAUGAAGUAUGUGCUGUCGUUGUCUUUGCUUUUAAUGUUUAUCCAAGCGUUCUUAUACUUCAAAAAUUAUAUGGCGAAAGACGGGUAUGACAAUAUAUACAUAACAAAAGAAUUUAUUGAACUUGACAAGAAAAAGGAGGAAAAUGGCGAGGAAUCUUUAUUGCCUAUCAAGAAAAUAGAGAAAUCAGAAUACAUUCAUACUAGGUCAUUAAAACUAACAAAGCAAGAGCUUGACAGUUGUAAAACUGGUCUCGCUCAUGUUUUUAUACAUGCGUUUAUUUGUUUUGUCGUGGUUUUGUUCGAUUUCUUUCUCUAUUAUAUCUUAAAUCUCAUCCAGACGUUUGGUAAAGUUGAAAUAGACCUGAAUGAUAAACGCCGGUUGACCGUUGACGUUGAGGGAAAAGGUUUCAUUGCCAGCUUUUAUAAGGAAAUUUUUAAAGGCAUAAACAUUGAUGAUGUAUUCCAUGUACAUGUUAACCUAGACAAAUGUUUACCAAACCCAACAUCUACAUCUGGAGACACUGUUGUUGGCUUUUUCCUUCUCUAUCUACUGGCAUUGUGCUUCGUGAUGUUUCAUGGUUAUGGAAUGCGCAUGCGCCGGAAAAUUGCCGCAUACUUCUUUCCAGAACAAGAGGCUUCGCGAAUGGAAUAUUUGCACAAGACUAUUCGUCAUAAACGUAUCGCACGUCAAAGAUUUCUCCGUCAAGAAGUAAGGUCAGCUCACAAAGAAAGUUUUAUGAAGAAAGGAUUUCGGCUUUCUACGUGGCUCAUAACCAAUUGCAAAUGUAUUGCCAAACUUGUUCCAUCGAGAGAGCAGUUAGAGUGCAGCAGCUGUGAGGAGACAAAGGGAACAUUUGACUCAGUAAAACUGACGAAAUGUACUGGGGUAAGGGAUGAUGUUGCCUGUACAGCUGUCUAUUGUGACGACUGCAGAGUGAUUCUUGGCGGAGUUUGUCCUUUAUGUUACCAAGAGGAA
Molecule: messenger RNA, 2254 nt
Organism: Ruditapes philippinarum (Manila clam)
Lineage: Eukaryota; Metazoa; Mollusca; Bivalvia; Venerida; Veneridae
Product: DC-STAMP domain-containing protein 2-like
Exons: 5
Cellular component (GO): membrane
Source: RefSeq, a predicted model, not a curated record